GCAGUUCCGCGCGCUUCACUCGUAACGGAUUACCGUUUUUAAUUAUCGAUUUUUGUCGUCACAAUCAGUGUGUACUAUGUUUUUUUUUUUAAAUCGGCCGUCUUCGUACAAUGACUCUCCUUUUGUUAAGCAAAAUGUGUUCGUCAUUUCUGCCCAUCCCAUCUUAUAUCUUCGCUCUGUCGUGUAGUUCUAUGUGAAAGUUAGUUUUUAAUUUCGGUUUCGAAUGUUUUGAGUGACUUUCCACGAUGACCUUGAGCAACAUGGAGCGGUGCGCGCGCGGCACCAACAAACUUUUCGGAAAGAAGAGUAAGAAGAAUAAGAGAAACCAGAAAGUUAAAGUGGCAUCCUGCGCCGGCACCGGGCGCGCCAACACGGCGAUGGAUAACGACGUGACGCCGGUGUACCUGGCGGCACAGGAGGGACACCUGGCCGUGCUGCAGUACCUCGUCCUGGAGGCGGGCGGACGUCUGGAUGCGCGCGCUCGCGACGGCAUGCUGCCCGUGCACGCCGCCGCGCAAACAGGCUGCCUCGACUGCCUACAGUGGAUGAUAACGGAGCGCGGGGUGGACCCGAACGCGCGCGACGGUGACGGCGCCACGCCGCUGCACUUCGCGGCGUCGCGCGGCCACCUCGCCACCGUGCGCUGGCUGCUGCGGCACGGCGCUCGCCUGCACCUCGACCGACACGGCAAGAGCCCCAUCAACGACGCGGCCGACAACCACCACCUCGAGUGCUUGAACGUGCUGGUGGCGGCGGGCGCGGCGGGCGCGGCGGGUGCGGGGGGCGCCAAGGCCGGGCCCGGGGCGCCGCAAGUCUGCGCCUGCUCCCCCGGGGACGCCAGAUGCGCUCUGUCAAAUUGCGUGAACGGCGACGGGCACCGGUCGCCCUUCUACCUUCACGGGCCGGGCGGGCUCGCCUCGCCCGCCAGCUCGGGACGGUCCGACUCGCCUGGCAGCCCGGCCGGCUCGCCCGCGGACGGACUCUACAUCAACCCCAUGCAGCGCGCACGCGCCGGCACCGGCCGCCGCGCCUCUUCCGGGGACGACAGCUCAGCCGGCUCGACUUCGGACGCGGAGGCAGCGCAUCACGGGGGCGGGGGCGGGGGCUGGUUUCUACAUGCCGGGGCCGGGACCGGGGCCGGGGGCGAGGCGGCAGGCGGGGCGCUGUACCAGCGCGUGCGGGACCUCUUCCACGCACGCUCGCCGGGUCCGCGCGUGCCCGCCGAGGGUCAAGAGGCGCCCACCGUGACCGUGAAAGCGGAGGUGCACGGCGGGGGGCGCGGCGAGGGGCGCGGCGGAGGGCGCUGCGGGGGGCGCGGUGGAGGGUGCGGCGGCGGGCAGUCGGACAGCGACAGCGGCGCGGAGACGACCCGGCGGGAUCACCACUACGAGGACGUGUGCCCGCCCCGUGAGCGCCGCCGCAGGAGCAGGUCCCGCGACUCGGGCAGCCACAGCCGGCCCGCCAGCGCCGCGCGCCCCGACCGCACCGCAUUAGCCGCACUCGCCGCACUCGCCGCCGCGGACUGCGCUGACGACAGCCCACACCCCACACACGUCGCACACCCCGCGCACCCCGCACACCUCAUACACCUCGCACACCUCGCACACUUCGCACACCCCGCACCUAAUAGUAGUACCACGACGGGUGAUAGUAGCACCCCUGUUACCGGAACAAUUAAGUGCAACAGAAUGGUUUGCUUUAGCUCUUACAAAGGGUACGAGGAGGUGUGCCCCCCCGCGGCCGCCGCCCCGCCCCCGCCCCCGCCCGGCCCCGGCGACGCCCACAAGUCUGCGCUCGCCGCCAAGCUCGCGGCGCUCACGCACAAGGCGCACAACUUCGCGAGCCGCAUCUCAUCGGCGGCGGGCAGCCGGCGCGGUUCGGUGUCGGAGGAAGCCCCCGCGUCCGCCGCCUCGGGGGGCAGCUCGGGGGGUGGGUCGGGGGACGAGGCGCCGCCGCCGCCGCCGCCGCCGCCCGCGCCGCCCGCGCCACCGCCCGCCGUGCUCGAGGAGCCCGCCCUCAGGCCCUCCGAGCUCAGAAACAGACUCGCGCGGCGCGGCUCCGCGGGCCCGGCGGCAGACGGCGAGCGGCCGCGAGCACCCAACCUCGUCAACAAGCAGCCAGCGCUUCCCUUCAUACCGCCCGCCUUCCCGCACGCGGCACCGGACCGCCUCAUCAAGCCCUCCGAGUACCUGCGCACCAUCACGGCGCCCUGCAAGCGCGACGAGGGCGCGGCGGAGGGGGCUCCCCCGCCGCCCGCGCCACCCGCGCCCCCCGCGCCGCCCGCCGCGCCCGCUCCGCCCCAGCCGCCGCCCGCGCACCAGCCACUGGCGGCAAUCAGCAGCGCCGAGUUGUGCGCAGUGCGGCUGCGGGCGCCCGCUGGCAAGACGCUGUCGGCGCCGGCGCCCGCGCGCUCCCUCAGUCUGCAGUGCCUGCCCAGCGCGGCGGACUUCCGCAGCGCUAAGACGGACCUCAUCGAGGAGCUGAAGAUGUCGAGGGACAUUACGGGCAUUCGCAAGCUGCGCGUGGAGCGCGCGCGCCGCGAGAGCCUGCAGGACCACGAGACCUUCGCCGAGUUCACCAAGCGCUUUACGGCGGACAACUUCGUCGACCAGGUGCCGGAGCGCGACGCCGCCGGCAACCUGAUCCCGGCGUGGAAGCGGCAGAUGCUGGCGCGGCGGGCGGCGGAGCGCGCGCGGCGCGACCUCGAGCGCGAGCUGGCGGGCGAGGCGGAGCGACGGCGCGCGGCCGCCGUGCCCGCCUGGAAGCGCCAGCUGCUGCAGCGCCGCGAGGACGCCGAAAACCGCCUCAGGGAGUCGCUGUACACGCCGCGGGUGUCGGAGCGCGAGGGCGGCGAGUGGCGCGCGUUCCCCGCGCCCGCCGCCGGACAGCGCGCACUCUCCAUCGACAACAUCACGCUGUGCUACGACACGCCCGCGCCGGCGCCUGCGCCCGCGCACCCGCCGCGCGCGCCCUCUGAGGCCAAGCUGUGCACGGACCACUACAACGGGCACUCGAUGACGAACGGCAAGCACGCCGAGGAGGAGGACAGCGCCAAGAUCAUCCCGUGGCGCGCGCAGCUGCGCAAGACCAACAGCAAGCUCAACCUGCUCGAGUAGAGCGCCCGACGCGUGUCCGACGCGUGCAUGACUAGGCUCGGACACACUUUCAGACAAAAGACUUUGUUAGUGUUUAUUGUAGGUCUACGGCAUAGCAUAAAUUGCGUUGUAUAUUCACAUCAGUCACUUCUCGUGAAAAUAUUGAUUCUCGUAAGGUUUACCUCAAUCAUUAUCAGGUAUAACUGCAUCUUAUGUUUAUAACGUAAAUGUUGAAGAUAUGAAGAGGUGUCAGGUAUGAGGUUGUGAGAACGCGGCGAGGACGACACGAGCACGACACGACCCGACCUGUGGAAUUAUUCGAAGGGACCAGUUUGUUGAAAGCAGUUCGAUAGGAAAUCAAUAUUUAAUAAACGAUAAUAAUAGUAUUUUUUUCAAUUAGGAUGUAAAUGUUUGUAAUUAAGAUGUAGCAAACGUAAAUAUAUAAAUUAUUGUAAGUUUUAGAACUUCACUUGGAGGCUAUUUAUACAAAAAGAAUUCUUCUUUUAGAUUUAAUUUUGCUUAUGGAACGUUCAUGUGUAUAUUUAUGCUGGUGCGGAGCAGACGCGGUGCAGACGCGGUGGAGGCGCGUGGAAAUAUUACUAUUUUGGCAGAAACGUGUUUUAUUUCAAAGUAAAGAGUGUGUGUAUCGUAUCGUAUCGGUAUUUUGUUAGUGUCAAGGUGAUAUCUUUGUUGCAAUAUUAGUGUUUAAGCUUAUCUGUGCAAUUAAGCUAUUUGUACGAAUUACUUUAAAUUUUUUACAUAUCUCUAUUUGAUGGUUGUCGAUACAAUUAUAUUGUUAAU
Molecule: messenger RNA, 3896 nt
Organism: Papilio xuthus (Asian swallowtail)
Lineage: Eukaryota; Metazoa; Arthropoda; Insecta; Lepidoptera; Papilionidae
Gene: f
Product: espin protein forked
Exons: 16
Coding region: 246-3116 (956 amino acids)
Biological process (GO): actin filament bundle assembly
Cellular component (GO): cytoplasm
Molecular function (GO): actin filament binding
Source: RefSeq, a predicted model, not a curated record